AUGAGUGUCCCCGGUAUGCCGAUGAUGGGUGGCCUCGGCGGUGCUGGCAACCAGACCGCCGGAAUGAAUGAGCAGGAAGCAGCCAUGGUGAAGAUGAUGCAAGCUGGUAUGGAGUCGUGUCCAGUGAAGACAGUCAUCUCCGGUACAAUGGGAUUCGGUCUCGGAGGUGCCUUCGGUCUCUUCAUGGCCAGUAUGUCCUACGACUCUCCCCUCACCCCCCAAGGUCGCGCGAUCUCCGACCUCCCGUGGCGCGAGCAAGUCCGUCGCGGAUUCAAGGAUAUGGGUUCCCGCUCUUGGUCCUCUGCUAAGAACUUCGGUAUCGUCGGCGCGCUUUACUCCGGCACCGAAUGCUGUAUUGAGGGUCUCCGCGCGAAGAACGACUUGACCAACAGCGUCGCGGCGGGCUGUAUCACCGGUGGCAUCCUCGGUGCCAAGGCCGGUCCGCAGGCAGCUGCCUUUGGUUGCGCUGGUUUUGCGGCGUUCAGUGCUGCUAUCGAUGCUUACAUGAGAAUGCCCGAGUCGGAUUAA
Molecule: messenger RNA, 528 nt
Organism: Penicillium maclennaniae
Lineage: Eukaryota; Fungi; Ascomycota; Eurotiomycetes; Eurotiales; Aspergillaceae
Product: translocation channel protein TIM22
Exons: 3
Coding region: 1-528 (175 amino acids)
Biological process (GO): protein insertion into mitochondrial inner membrane
Cellular component (GO): TIM22 mitochondrial import inner membrane insertion complex
Molecular function (GO): transmembrane protein transporter activity
Source: RefSeq, a predicted model, not a curated record